GCAACGAUGUUUUAAGUACUUAUCAAUUUACUGACGGUCGCGCAACACCGAAUGUAGGACAAUUUCGAGCACCGUUCUCUGUCGCGGACGGCGCGAUGCACGAGCGAUAAAACGAUAAACGUUCCAAGAUCACAGAGAUAUCUAGAAGGUUGUCGAACGUUUAGCAAAGCGGCAAAAAUCAAAACGCGUUUCCUAGGAUUCGUUAUAAUCGAUGUUAUAUCUCUUACGUAACUGUAGGUACAGUAAAAAUGUACACGAUGCCGUGUUACGUAAGGAAGACAGUCCAGAUUUGAUUGUACGUAGGUUGCGGAUAAAAAUCGAGGUAUCAAUUAAAAUAAUUGGACAAUCGGCGGACGUGCAACGAAAUCGAUCAACGUUUCCAAAGGCGGACUCGAAAGAGCGGUUAGAAAAAGAGUUUUGUCGUAGAGGUAAUCGGCGAGGGCGAUCGAAUUGCUAAACUCGGUAUCGUAAUUAAAUAUUUAAUCGACCGAACAACGGCAGAAACGUGAGAAAGACUUUCGUGUCGCUUUUGUACGUUACAGGAAAGAUGCUCGGAAGUCGACUAGUUAUGAAAUUACGAAAGCGCUUAUGGCGACUGAACAUUGCCGAGCGUGUGAAGAUUCGGGAUACAGAGGUAACCGUCUGACGAAAGUGUCCAUUAAAAAGGAUGCUCUUCUUUUGAUUGCCUUACCGAAGAAAAACAAGAAAAUACCGCUCGUACAUUCUUUCGCUGCCGCUACAAUCAAACGUAAUAACACCCGCGCAUUUACACCGCACGACACGAGAACGGGGACAUUAAGAUACAAGGCGCGAUAAGAAUCUUCAAUUGAACCAACCUCGAAUUAGGUAGUUCAGCGGGAGGCACGACUUUCUAACGCCACCCUACUAUUCUUAAUAAUAGGUUAUUUAAUAAAGCGGGGACACGAGUAUCCUUUGUCAUCGGUGUUGUCAGUUCGCUCGCGAUACUACGAGGGAUUCUCGUUAUUCUCGAAACCGACGGACCUUCCCACGAACGUUACGCGGAUUUUGCAAACCGCCCGAUAUGUAAUUAAAGAUAAUUCAAUUCAAACAAGACGCUUAUACUCGGCAUUGAUUGUUCCGCGUGCAGGGUAUUAUUCGGAUACGGAUGCGCAACUUUGUUACCUAAUUCGAGACAGCACGGUCGCUAAAAUCGUCAAUCUGAUUACAUGGAAUUUGCACGCCAAUCUCGAAAAGUUCGCGGUUGCCAAUUACGCGCCGCUAAUUGGCAGUGAACGUGCCUCGGAAAUUAAAGGGGUACCGAGAGGAAGAAGCGUCAUGCAAAUCAACGAUUCGAUAGAGCUCGCGAUUCUCGUUUUCCGCUCGUUCGCUCGUAGCGCAAGGCCAAUUUAUCGCGAUCGGAAGAAAGGAGUCAACUUCCCGUUUUCUCGAACAAUCUUCUGUCCCGAACUUAAUAACAACGUCCUCGAGACGAUCUUCACGUGCUUUUAAUUCCAUGUAGGAAUCCUCGUUUCCUGCAUCGCGCAACCGCUCGAAGAUUUCGAAAUGCACGAGACACGGAUUCCCGAAUUUAGCUGACCCUGUACAGAGAUCCCCAAGAACGAUGCGAUCGAGUGAUUUCGGACAGCUUAAUUCUUACCGAAGCGUUCUUAAUCGGUACUUCGUGAUGAGGAUUUUCCGUUCUGAGAAUCUCACGAAAACACGUAUCUGAUCGAUAGGAAUAAUCCCGAUCUUCCUAGGAAAGAAUAGACAAAAGUGUAAUUAAUGGAUAGUAUCGCCUUCAAUUUACGAAACCUGCCGGAUUCGAUAAAAAAAGGACUUGGAGAGAAUGACAAAUUUUUAUACUUGCAAUACUUUGACCCGAUCGAUCGCCUGUCUCAUCGAGAGCUACCCUCUCCUUUGGGUAAAAAAACGAAGAACCCCGAUUCAAGUACGAUCGUUACGAGUGUUUUCACGGGUGUAAGAGCACGAGAAGGAUUGCGUAAGAGAAGAAUCUGCGGCAUCGCAGAAAUGGAUCCCUCCCCUACCUCCUUGGGAUCUUCUCUUUCUCCGUUCGUCCGGUGUGGGAGCCCCAGGAAAGAGGGGCUCUCAAGAACCCCCCCUUGUUCUUGCUCGAUCUCUAAAGCCAUAUAUAUACCACCACUUCGUGGUAGCAUCCUUCGAGAACGAAACCUUGUCCGCCACAUCGCGAAGACAAAAUUCGUAGGAGGUCCAGUGGAUCAGGACCUGAGUGCAUUGUGCGAUCCAAGACCAACACCCCCAGAUAAAUGAACACCACGUGGAAGGAUACUGCAGAUUAAGGUGAUUGGAUUUCCUACAAAAAAGAUGAUUUCGCGGUACCAAAUUUUGUGCGCGAUCCUGCUGUUCGGCGCGAUUAUGCUGUACCAAGCGAUGGCGCAAGUAGACGGUUACACGCCUGGUGUUGACUACCCGAUCUACGACUCUGUACCCUUCGGCCUCACGUUUACCUGCGGAGGCAAGUUACCUGGCUAUUACGCCGACCCUGAAGCCAGAUGUCAGGUGUGGCACUGGUGCUUGCCAAAUGGAAGACAAUUUAGCUUCCUUUGUCCAAACGGCACCGUUUUCAACCAGUCGGCGCGCGUCUGCGACUGGUGGUUCAAAGUCGAUUGCAACGACUCGCCAAGAUUGUACGGUAUCAACGACGACCUGUACAGGGACGUAAACGGAAACAAGAUCUAACGCUAGUCGCAGUAUCCAAAGAACAAUCCUGUACAGUCUUAACUUUAAAUAAGAAUCGUCCAACGUGUCGUGAGUUCCUAGCUUGCCGACGGAGAAGCGUUCGAGCAGCACGCUGCUAUACUCUCCGAUGCUAAAUUACACGACGCUCGU
Molecule: messenger RNA, 2829 nt
Organism: Megachile rotundata (alfalfa leafcutting bee)
Lineage: Eukaryota; Metazoa; Arthropoda; Insecta; Hymenoptera; Megachilidae
Product: U-scoloptoxin(01)-Cw1a
Cellular component (GO): extracellular region
Molecular function (GO): chitin binding
Source: RefSeq, a predicted model, not a curated record